Salvelinus sp. IW2-2015 is the source of this 986-nucleotide messenger RNA. NCBI's taxonomy places the organism in Eukaryota, Metazoa, Chordata, Actinopteri, Salmoniformes, Salmonidae. The record is from RefSeq and is a predicted model, not a curated record.
CUCCUCUCUCUCCUCUCUCUCCUCUCUCUCCUCUCGUGUGAUCUAGUGAAUGGUCUGGUGUCGUUGAUGAACAGUAACAUCAGCAGCCCAGUCAACCUGGGGAACCCAGAAGAACACACCAUAUUGGAGUUUGCUGAGCUCAUCAGGAGUCUGGUGGUGAGCCGCAGACAGAUCCAGUUCCUUCCAGAGGGGCAGGACGACCCUCAGAGGCGAUGGCCCGACAUCCGCAAAGCCAAGAUGAUGCUAGGCUGGGAACCUGUGGUACCGUUGGAGGAAGGCCUGAACAAGACCAUCCAGUACUUCAGCCGGGAGCUGGAGCACCAGGCUAACAACCAGUACAUCCCCAAGCCCAAGGCAGCCCGCCAGAAGAAAGGACAACCCAGACAACACAACUGAGCUCAGAGGGUCAAGGUUCACGUCAUCCCCAAAGGCUGCUGGGUCACUGGAGGACUCAGGACCCUCCUCAGAGUACUCUCUUGAGUUCGGAGCGAAGACAAAGACAACAUAUAAAUGUCCUGUAUCUUCUGUUUUUUGAUGUGACGUUUGUGACAUGAGAACUCAAACUGUCCCACCAUAGAGACACUACCGUGGGAGAUUUAUUUUCAGACAUUUUUUCAGACAAGAUAGACUUGCCUGAAUGAAAGAAUAGMAAUCACAAACAGAAAAUACAUGACAACGAUCAGAAUCCAGUCUUGCACUCUGGGUUUUUUGUCAAUAGAUAUUUUUUGUUAUUUAAGAGCAGGCUUGAGAGAAGUGUUUUGUUGCGUUAUUUACUCUGUGCAGUUUUUGUUAUGUUUUGUUUGUUUGACGUUAUCUAUUUUAUCUUUCUUGUUUCCUGUCUCUUAAGUAAAAUACUGCUUUGUAUUCCAACCAUUGGUACAUUGGAGGAGAGGAGGGGUGAAGGAGUGAGCCUCAGUGUUGUGCUUUGCCCCCCCGUUCUACAUUCGCCCUGGCGCCGUCAGUGAGCUGUAAGCCUGGACACAAAC